Molecule: messenger RNA, 2285 nt
Organism: Elgaria multicarinata webbii
Lineage: Eukaryota; Metazoa; Chordata; Lepidosauria; Squamata; Anguidae
Product: neuronal PAS domain-containing protein 4-like
Exons: 8
Coding region: 1-2058 (685 amino acids)
Biological process (GO): regulation of transcription by RNA polymerase II
Molecular function (GO): RNA polymerase II transcription regulatory region sequence-specific DNA binding; DNA-binding transcription factor activity, RNA polymerase II-specific; protein dimerization activity
Source: RefSeq, a predicted model, not a curated record
AUGACCAUCCUAUGCGAAAGCUGCAGCAAGCCGGUCAGGACCGAGAGCUGCAUCUCUAGAUGCCCUACUGCUUCCUCUGUCUCCAGGCGGAUGCUCAGGACCCCAAAGCCCUUCAGGUCAACGAAAGGCGCUUCAAAGGCUCGACGGGAUCAGAUCAAUGCUGAGCUGCAGACGCUGCGCUCCCUCCUGCCCAUCUCCCAGCAAGAGAAGGAGCGCCUCUCGUAUCUUCACACCAUGGCUCUGGUCUGCUUCCACAUACGAGAGACUCAGCUGUUUCGUCCAGGCUCACGCGCUAAGAUGGAACCUGCCCCUCUUCUUGCUGCUGCGCUGUUGGAUCCGGAACUGCUGCUUUCCCUCCCAGGAUUCAUCCUGGCUCUCACUACGAAUGGCAAACUGGCCUACGUCUCCGAGAACGUGUCCCACUUUCUUGGCUUUUCUGUGGUAGAACUCCUAGCUCACGGCGAUUCCAUCUUUGACCUUUUGAACAGCUCAGCAAGCAGGAUCAUGCAGGAGAAACUCUGUUUUGCCCAGCAGCAUCCAGGCACUGAAAUUGAGUUCACCACUGAAAUGCGCACCUCAAGAGUCUUUCGGGUACGGUAUGGAAGGAACCGUUCCAUGUCCCUGCGAGGCAGAUGUCUCACGCUUGACACACAGUCGACUUCCUCGUCUUCUGCUUUGGCUUUUGUGGCCUUCUGCACUCCUGUUGCAAGGGUCUUGGAAGACGGGGGUGGUAUUUCCCAGAGCUCCUCAUUCCAGAGUUGGCACACACUGGAUAUGAAAGUUGCAGAGGUUGCAGAAAGUGUUAUUUACCAUCUCGGUUAUCAGAAAGAAGAGCUGAUUGGACAGUCUUGGUACAGCCUCCUACAUCCUGGAGAUACUAGAAGAGCUGCAGAGAUGCACAGGACCCUGAUGCACAAUAUUGGGAGACAUGAUUGUCAUGUCAUAGUCCGUCUACUCUGCAAGGACCUGAGCUGGGCCUGGGUGCAAGUCUUUGCAUUAUGGGACAACGGAAAGGGACAAGAGCUGAUCACUUGCAGCAACUACAUCCUCAGGGAGGAAGAAGCUCUCUAUAUCCAGAGUCAAGACCCUCAGCAUGGACCUGUUUCUCCUGCCACCCCAGAUCUAAGAUACCACUCCGGAGAAAUACAGCAGCAGACAAAGCUGAACGAAGUCCCCCUUUUCUGUCAAGAACCAGCCUCGGCCAAAGAUGGGGCACUCAAAUACAACCCCUCCCAGCUUCUUGAUACUUCUGAAGAGAAGAUGCUCCCUGCUGCCCUCCAGCCUCCAUUUCCAAAUAGCUUGCCUGUCCCUAGCAUGAGGGCCGGUGCAGCCACCCUGCAGUCCUCUCAAGAAACCGGAUUUCCCUUUUUCCCUGCUGACUGGCCCAAGAGUCCCUGCCCAGACAGAGCAGACAGGCUGUCCCCCUUGAGUCCUUGUGCUCUCUGCUCCCCAGAAAAUGCAUUUUCCCCUGAUAGCAGCCCUUCUGUAGACUUUUCUCCAUUACGUGAAGAAAGCCCACCCACAGGAAUGUUCCCAACAAUGGAUUCUGAUCCAGACAGAUGGGCCAUCAGUUUGCUGGCUGACCAAAUCCAUUCCUUGGCUGAAAUCUUCUCUCAGUAUGCAAAGGAAAUGCCUCAGGAGCCUCCCAGCAUCCCUCUGUGGCCUGGAGGGCAGGCUGAGGGUAUAAACACGGUACCUAGACAGGGCUGGGGGACUGAUAGAGCUCCAGAUUUCCCCGAGGAACUCUCUGUGGAUGAAGAAAUCAUCACCAACAUCUUAAACAACCUGCUAGACCAUGAUAGCCUGAAUCAAUCUACUCCUGAGCUGGGACCAGCAGGCAAUUUCCACGUGUCAAACACAGAGCCACCGCUUUCUCUACUCCAGGCACCCCUAUCAGAAGCAACACCUUGCCUCGAGCAGUGCUUCUUCCAGCAGCCUUUGUUUCCCCCCGCAGCAACAUCUGAUUCCCACGUACCCAAUUCCCAGUGGGAUGGGUGUUUCCACACUACACUUCAGCCAGGUACUGCUCUUCCUUCAUCACAAUGCUACAAUUUGUAAUCAAUAAAGCCAGAGGCCAGCACGAUCCCACAUUGGCUUCAACUCAGCUUUGAUUCAUAUGUCCAUAAACCAUAUCGAUUUUCAGCAUGUGAAAAAAAGAUAAUUUCCUAAUGUCCACUUGUAUGAUAAGCCCAGAGCUACAAUGACCCAAACUGCUCAGAAGCAGCAUAUAUUUGGAGUUUAUAACCAGCUCUCCAUGUGCUUAGCAAUACCAAUGAUACGUUUUA